AGGUGACAUUGGAAAAGAUCUCCAAAGUCUCCAGGAAUGCUAUAGAUUGUUAAAUAAAAUAUAAUAAUCUAGGAAAAUGGGAGCCUUGUAAGUAUUUAUAUAUAAAAAGGAGGAGCGGGCGCCGGUGCCGUUCGGCGGCGGGAUCCUCAAUGCCCUCAAGAACAACUGGCGGGGGUUACUCUCCUUCGUCCUAUGUAUCAUCUGUCUUUGCGCGCUAUGCCAACCGUUUAAGGAAGGCAAAAACACGUUGAUAGCAAUAUGGCUGUGUAUGUUCGUGCUCAUGCUGAUCCGGCCCGUGGCGGUGGGCGCGAGCGGGUUGUUUCCCAUCUUCGCCUGUCCCAUGCUGGGGGUGAUGGCUAGUGUCGAAGUCUGCAGCUCUCUUAUUAACGAGAACAUAAUGAUGUUCUUUCUCGGCGGAUGGCUAAUGUUAUUGCUGAACAACUGUGGCAUGGACAAGAGGAUUGCCUGCCUGAUUCUGUCUUCAGGAAACAAGAACGCGUAUACGCCGCUAAAAUUGCUCUUAAAGUGCUGUAUGGCUGCUUUCUGCGUUUCGGUGAUUGCUGAAAGGGAUUUAACAACACAAGCAAUAAUGAAGUAUGUUAUACAGGCGCUAGAACCUCUUAAGGCAGUGAAAAAUGAAGCUGAUUUCGUGGAGUUAAAGAACAUUUUGUGCAACGCUAUAGCUGUUUCUUCCCUUCUCGGUAGUAUGUGCUUCGUGCAUGCAUCUCUUACGACGUUACAGCUCAGGUCAAUGUAUUCCGAACCCACAGUACAGGACACGGAGUUCCCCGACGUGUUCAACUUCCUCAACUACAGCGCCUACGCCGUCCCCACCGCUCUCCUCAUGUUCAUACUCAACACGGUGUAUGAGGCAAUUUUGGUCAAUAUGUUGGCGGCAAACAAACCAAUGAGUGCUUUAAGCACAGAAACAUUACAAAAAUCUUUCGCCAAAAAUAAGACGGAUCUUGGACCUAUGACUAAACAUGAAAUGGUUUCUACGUUUUUCCUGGUUCUUAUCUUGGUCUGUUUCUUCACCCGCUGGUCCCCUUGGUUGAACAUGGGCUGGGCCACCUUCCGUCAGUACGGCGGAGAAGCGCCAGAUCUGUGCGCAAUAAAGGAUGCCACGACAGCAGCUAUAUUCGUUGUGCUUUUACAUUUUCUGCCAAAAUCGCUUAAUUUCUUGAAAAUAUGGACGGUCAAAAGGCACGGAGAUAUGCCGGCGAUGAAAGUUGAAUCUGGAAUAUUGUUCUGGAAGUUUGUGGACAAGAAUACAGAUUAUUCCUUGUUCCUGGUUUACGGCGCCGGUCACACAAUAUAUAAAUGCAUCUUCAAGACGGGCCUCGCCGACGGCUUGCCCAACAGCGGCGGCAAUGACAUCACUGGCAUGUCCUGGUACGGGGGCAUCUUCAUCGUGGUGCUCGUGUCUGUGAUCUUCGGGAACAUCAUGACGGGCAUGGCGGCGCAGGCGUGCCUCAUGCCUCUUAUGUUGGCUAUGGCAAUGACGGGGCAGGGCAAGUGGCCCGGACGGCGGAACCUGGUGGCGUUGGGCGUAGGGCUGGGCACGGGCCUGGGCUUCUGCCUGCCUUUCGAGCACACACCCAGCGCCUUUGUCAGCAAGACGGCUAAGGUCCAGCUUAAGAAGCAGAUAAUGUACUCCAUCGCGAGCUCAAUAAUCUGCAUGGUCGUGCUCUGGCUGAGCCUCUGUUUCUACGCGCCCGUGCUGUGGGACCCCGAGGACAAGGGCAUCGUGACCCAGGUUGUUCCGGGAGGAGCCACCACCACCACCACCGAAACUGCAGCCCCUGCACCACCACCAGCUUAGAACUCUAUACACUCCAAACGCUGCGUCACACUGCACGGCGAUUAAAGCGCCUCGUGCGCCUCAACUCCGCGUGGACUACGGGGUGCCUAGCCAAGGUGACAAUCGCCACCGCUACGAAAACGAAACUCUGUCUCUCUAUCGCUCUUCCAUAUUAGUGCGACAGUGACAGUUGCGCGUUCGCCACGGAGUAUAAUAAACGAUUGGCAUGUUGGCUACGCAUCUAGAUGUGCAAGUUGCAGCUAGUUUCCUAAAAAGUCGGAAAAGUUCUCGGAAAUUUCAGGAUAACUUCACAAGAAACAAAUAAAAUGUUUAUCUUGGAAAUAGAUUAUUUCGAUUCAAAAAUCUAGAAGAUCCGAAACUUUUCCAAGUAAAAAAUUUCACAGUUUUGAAAACUUUCCGACAGAGUCACAGAGAACGAUGCCCGCAAUUUGUGAACUUCGGUGUUCGCGGUAGGCCCUCUGUAGCUUGUACUUAUUCCGCCUAAAAACAAGUAUUCUAUUAUAGAGACGAAAAGGUAAUAAUAUAACGUCGGGUGACAAGCAAAAGUCACUAAGUACCACCACAAGUUCAUAGCCAUAGUGAACCAUAUUAGUACUAGAAGAAGGUCGAUUAUUGUUUAAUUUUUUUUUAGUAAUUAGUGUAUUUUGCUUGUCACCUGACGAUACUUAAAUUAUGCCAAAUCUGACUGGUAUGGUCUUAUGGCACUUUUAGUAGU
Molecule: messenger RNA, 2537 nt
Organism: Cydia splendana
Lineage: Eukaryota; Metazoa; Arthropoda; Insecta; Lepidoptera; Tortricidae
Product: protein I'm not dead yet 2-like
Exons: 15
Coding region: 269-1822 (517 amino acids)
Biological process (GO): transmembrane transport; citrate transport
Cellular component (GO): membrane
Molecular function (GO): succinate transmembrane transporter activity; citrate transmembrane transporter activity
Source: RefSeq, a predicted model, not a curated record